GCAGCGGGGCCGGCGGGGCGCGAUGGCGGAGGGCGGGGACCCGCCCGCCCCGGGCAGCGCAGGUCGCAACCUGAAGGAGUGGCUGCGGGAGCAGUUCUGCGACCACCCGCUGGAGCACUGCGAGGACACCCGGCUGCACGACGCGGCCUUCGUGGGGGACCUGCCCACGCUGCGCAGCCUGCUGCAGGACGAGAGCUUCCAGAGGGAAUGGGGCUGCUCUAACCGUGUGUCCCCCCACCACAGCCGGAUCAACGAGAAGUCGGUGUGGUGCUGCGGGUGGCUGCCCUGCACCCCCCUGCGCAUCGCCGCCACCGCCGGCCACGGGCCCUGCGUCGACUUCCUGCUGCGCAAGGGGGCCGAGAUCGACCUGGUGGACGUCAAGGGGCAGACGGCUCUCUACGUGGCCGUGGUCAACGGGCACCUGGAGUGUGCCAAGAUCCUGCUGAAGGCCGGCGCUGAUCCCAACGGCAGCCGGCACCACCGCAGCACGCCGGUGUACCACGCGGCACGGGUGGGGCGCGCCGACAUCCUGCAGGAGCUCAUCAGGUACGGCGCGGACGUGGACGUGAACCAGCAGCUGGCGUCCCGCGGGCCGGGCCAGGCGCCGCGGCCGCUGACCACGCUGGUGGUGUGUCCCCUGUACAUCAGCGCUGCCUACCACAACCUGCCCUGCUUCCGCCUGCUGCUCCAGGCGGGAGCCAACCCGGAUUUUAACUGCUGCGGGCCCGUCAACGUGCGGGGCUUCUCGCGGGGCUCGCCUGUGUGCGUGCUGGACGCCGUCCUGCGGCACGGCUGCGAGCCGGCCUUCGUCCGCCUCCUCGUUGACUUUGGAGCGGAUCUCAACCUUGUCAAGGUGGAGGCCUUGGGAGUCGAGGCCGCGGGGAGGGUCAAGGUGAACGCCGAGGCGCUGGAGGUGUUCAAAGAAGCGAGGGGCCGCGCCCGGAGCCUCUUGUCUCUGUGCCGCAUAGCUGUGCGGAGAAUCCUUGGCAAAUCCCGCCUGGAUCUGAUCCCCAGCCUUCCCAUCCCAGACCCCAUUAAACAAUUUUUACUCCACGAACACAGUUAAAGGGUGGCUGGCUGCUUUUGGGGACAGUUUGACUUGGUAAAUGAGUGCCCUGACAGAGCCAGGUGCAAAUCCUGCCUCUUUUUCCUUCAUGGAGUGCACAUAAUUCCCUGCUCCUGUGGAUUUUUUUUUCUCCUCCAGAUAUAGGGUGCAGUGAUUCAGUGUCUUAUCUCCUUGGGGAGAGGCUGCUGAACGUGUGUGGGUGUUGCUGGAGCAAAUACAAUAUAUCCUGUAGCUGUUGGCAAAUGCGUAACCUCUGUUACUGAUCUGUGUCGCACACACACCUGGGGUCUCUGUGGCAUUUCUGUGCGGGGAAAGUGUCCCUACUUUACUAUUUUUCCCAUCACAGCACAUAAACCCAGAAGUUCCUACCUACAUGUUACUUCAUAUGCCGUGGUAAGACCAGAGAAAACUCACCCAGAUCCACGAAACAGGUCUGUUUUGUUUGCAUUGUGGAAAAGGGAGGAAAAAGGGGGUUAUUUUGAGGAGUUGGGAGAUUUUGUGCUUCUAAUCAUAGUGUUGCAUCCAGCAGCCUGGGCUCCAUUGACUUCCAGUGCCUCUUCAUGCCAAAACUCCCAGGAGAGUCAUUCUACAGGGAGUCAGCGGCCUUUUGUUGGGAUCUCAGGGUCAGCCAGUCAUGCUCAGUGCAGAGGAAUUGUUGUCAAAACUUCAGAAGGGUAGAGGUGAUGGUGCCUCAGGAUCUUAGGAAAAAUCUCAGGUGAUAAAUGGUACUUGCUUUAACUUUUCCGAUUCAAGUAAAGUCACUGUGUUGCAAGUUCAAUUUUUUUGGAUGAUUUUUCUUUACUAGCUCUUCUUCCCGUGCUCAUUCAGCUGGCAAAGGUAAUUUUCCAGAUGUUGACCUUAAAGACCAGAGAAUCCCACCUUGGUCUGGGUUGGGAAGGACCUUAAAGCCCACCUCCAAGCCCUUGCCAUGGGCAGGGACACUUCCACUAUCCCAGGUUGCUCCGAGCCUUGUCCCUGGACCCUAUGGGUUUACCCCGUAGGCCUCAACGCUGGUCCCAAAACGUUCUUUUCCCAGAGGCAUAAAUAAAUGCAAAAGCAAACCAAAGCAGAGGAUAUUUCCAGACCUUCUCCAGGUGAGGUGCAGGGGACAUGGAGCUGUGGGCAGGUGAGGAGGGGCAGUUCUGCACCGUUCCCUUCCCAGGCCUGCAGCUGGUUUUGGUUUUCCUGGCGCUGGCAGCGAGUCAUGCACUGGCUUUAUAGAGGUGUGAACAUGCCUGGGAGAUGCAAACCGGUUGUAAAGCCUCUUGGCACCUUGCUGGGGGAUCCAUAAUGGUUUGCAGGAGCUCACCAUGCUCCUGAGCUCCAGUAUGGGGAGGCAAAAAAUGAGGUGGACUGUGUUGAGAAAGUGCCACGGGAACAGUUUUUGGGGUUGGUUUUUCCCUGAGGAUUUUUAGUUGGUUUGUAAAUGGGACCCCCAGCUGGGGUAAAGGUGGUAGGAUGGAUGGGAGAACUGGAAGGACCCACAAGGAUCAUCAGUCCAGCUCCUGGCCCUGCAAAGACACCCCAACAAUCCCACCCUGUGCACUCCUGAGAGCAUUGUUCAAAUGUUCCUUGGGCUCUGGCAGCCUGGGGCUGGGACCAUUCCCUGUUCCUGUGCUCAGCCCCACUCUGGAUGGUGGUUCCACCUGGAAUAAGCUGCAGUGAAAUGCCUCAGUGGGAAUGUCAGAGAAAUUGAGAGAAUGGGCUCAACUCCGUGCUUGAUGUAAGUCUGGUCUGUAAUUAAAGCUGAGCCUGUUAACGUUAAUUAGAGAUCCCAUCCAAAGGAUUCCCCUGAGCAUGGAUCUCUCCAGGUCUAAGGAUGUAUCUCCCAGCCCAGCAGCAAACCAGCCUGAGGUUCAUCAGUGCCUUGGAGAUGGGCAGAAUCAAGGCUUUGGAGUGCCUGGAUCAUCCAUCCAACUUCCAUCUUCACUGAGGGGCUCUGCCUCUGGAAAAGACCAAACCUUUGGCUUGAGGGCCUGGAAUGAGUCCAGCCUGGGGACAACUCACAUGAAAUUAAGCUGUAAGUGCACAGGAUUCUGUUGGAAUGAGGUCCCUGUGGAGAUUGGUUGCUGAGGCUACUCAAACCCAGCUUUGCCGAGCUGGUUUAAUACACAGAGAAUUUGGAAUUUUCACUGCAGAGAGAUAAUAAUCUUGAAAUAAAUUCAGGAUAUUCAUAGACUUCAUUGUCAUGUCCUAUAUGGCAAAAGCCUGCAUCCUCUGCCUUACCCUCUCCUUUUAAACCUAGGAAACAAUAGUCUUACAGUAUGAAAUCUCAGUAAUUGAUGCAUUUCUGUCCUUUCACAUUAUAUAAACAGCAUUUCUUUUUGCCUUAGCUUGGACUUCACCAUUCCCUCCUAUGCAGCAAAGCAUUCCCUUUUGUAAAGGUGUUUUUCCCCAUGUUGUCCAUGAGGUGUGCUCAGAAAAUGUGAGUAAAAAUUGAGAUCUGUGAAGCUAUGGGUGGGAAAAUAAACAUUCCUGCAGUGUACAUCCCAUCCAUUGAAAAAUGCCCAUUAUAUUUGUGCAGUAUAUCUAAAGUGUGUGUGGCCUGGUCUUGCUGGAAGCUUGAAUGGACAGGAUAAAAAGAUUUGGCAAACGCUUGAAGAGCCAAACCAAGUCUGAAAUCAGCCAGGCUGCUCCAAAGCUGUCCUUUCAUGUUGGCUUUCUUGUCUUUGUUGCUGG
Onychostruthus taczanowskii (white-rumped snowfinch) is the source of this 3745-nucleotide messenger RNA. It is a transcript of the gene ASB1, whose product is annotated as ankyrin repeat and SOCS box containing 1. NCBI's taxonomy places the organism in Eukaryota, Metazoa, Chordata, Aves, Passeriformes, Passeridae. The coding region runs from base 23 to 1066 and encodes 347 amino acids. Gene Ontology annotation, molecular function: protein binding. Gene Ontology annotation, cellular component: ubiquitin ligase complex. Gene Ontology annotation, biological process: intracellular signal transduction; protein ubiquitination. The transcript is spliced from 5 exons. The record is from RefSeq and is a predicted model, not a curated record.